Messenger RNA from Lachancea fermentati, 2679 nucleotides. NCBI's taxonomy places the organism in Eukaryota, Fungi, Ascomycota, Saccharomycetes, Saccharomycetales, Saccharomycetaceae. The record is from the annotation of a GenBank genome assembly.
AUGGUGAGAAGUAUGAUCUCUUUUGCCGUAGAGCAGGUCCCCAUCACCCAGCGACUCAUCCACCGAUACUAUGAUAUGGUGCUAGGUACCGAAGACGCACAGCACACGAACCACUGCAAAAACUCGCCUGGGUCGUUUCUCAAAUGCGGGGCGCUCAAUACGCUUUGGCAUCAGGUGUCUUUCUUCGUUCGCCGUAUGUUCAGUCGCAACUACGAACAGGACCUGCUCAUUGAGAAACUCACACACGAGAAACAGCACGCUACCUCAUACGAAGAGUGGUUAUCGGCCGCUCUGCAGCUGGACGAACUGACACAUACCGAAGAUUGGAAGUGGAAGGAUGAAUCCGUACUCUACGACUACAAGCUUGUGAAGACGCACAUGGAGAUGAUGCGCGAGGCGCGCCAGAACAAGGAUUACGCACAGCUGCUCUACCUGGUACGCACGACCUGGGUCCGGAAUCUUGGAAAUAUGGGCAACGUCAACCUGUACCGCCACUCGCACGUCGGCACCAAGUUUCUCAUCGACGAGUAUAUGAAGGAAUCCAAGCUUGCUCUUCAGGAGCUCGUAUGCUGCUCGGAUCUCGAUGACAGCUACUUGUUGGGAAUGCUUGUGCAGACCCGUAAGAACAUUGGCAGAACCGCACUCGUCUUGAGUGGCGGCGGUACAUUUGGGCUUUUCCACAUUGGUGUUCUCGUGACGCUUUUCGAACAAGAUUUACUACCCAGAGUCAUUAGCGGGAGCAGUGCGGGUGCGAUCGUUGCCAGUAUCUUGUGUUCCCAUAACAAACAUGAGAUCGUCGAUUUUUUAAUGAGUGUGAUAGAAAAAGAUUUCAAUAUAUUUCAAGACGAUUCCGAAAAGACUCAAAGUGAGAACCUUCUCAUCAAAAUUUCUCGUUUCUUCAAAAGCGGAACCUGGUUUGAUAACAAAAACUUGGUGAAGACCAUGAUUGAGUUUCUAGGCGACCUCACAUUCCGUGAAGCAUACAAUAGGACAGGUAAAAUACUAAACAUUACUGUGUCUCCAGCAUCUGUGUUUGAGCAACCUGGGCUGCUCAACAAUCUAACUGCUCCCAACGUUUUGAUAUGGUCUGCUGUAUGCGCCUCCUGCUCCUUGCCCGGCAUAUUUCCUUCUACACCGUUGUAUGAAAAGGAUCCAAAGACUGGCGAAACAAGAGAAUGGAACAGCAGCACUGUUAAAUUCGUCGAUGGAUCAGUUGAUAAUGAUUUACCUAUUUCACGUUUAUCUGAAAUGUUCAACGUUGACCACAUCAUAGCAUGCCAGGUGAACAUACACGUGUUCCCCUUCCUGAAAUUAUCCGUCUCUUGCGUUGGAGGGGAGAUUGAGGAUGAAUUCAGCGCGCGGUUCAGGCAAAAUCUCAGUUCGAUUUACGGUUUUCUAUCAAACGAGAUUAUUCACGUUCUAGAAAUCGGUACUGAACUUGGAAUUGCCACAAACUUUCUCACGAAGGCACGCUCCAUUUUAUCUCAGCAGUAUUCAGGCGAUAUAACUAUUUUACCGGAGAUGAACAUGCUUUUAAGGAUGAAUGAAAUAUUAGUCAACCCUUCAAAAGAAUUUCUUCUCAGGGAAACCGUUAAUGGCGCUCGUGCUACUUGGCCUAAAAUUUCAAUCAUUAAGAACCACUGUGAGCAGGAAUUCGAACUCGAUAAAGCAAUAUCUUAUCUCAAAGGCAAAAUAAUUUCUAGCCCUUCAUUCGCUACUAAAAAUCCCUUCCAAUUUACCGAUCUUUCAAUUUCUUUAAUCAAUACCCCAGAAUUACCAAGUAAUGAUGGCCAUGUGCCUAAUGUUUUGGAUGAUACUAUACUUAACCCCUAUUCAACUGAUGGACUCUUGGUAGUACCUGACUCACGACGCCCUCAUUCUUUUGGAAGAACAAGCAUUUCUGUGGCACAAGCCAAUAAAGCUCUUCAUCAUAUUCGUCGCAAAUCAGACUCUUAUACCAAAGGAAAGGUGAGCUCUAGACUCCCAUUAACUCAUGCGGCAACUUCAACUGCACAUAUUUCCAAUAAAAUUUUACCUACUCUGAUGGGAUAUAGUCCAAAGCUUGAUAGGAAGAAGAGCAUGGCACAAAUUCAAACCAAUAAUAAUGCUCUCAAAGUUGAUCCCCGGAAACAUAGUUAUAGCUUUACUACACUUCAAGGGCGUAGGAAAAGUAGCUAUUCACCUACGAAAACGAACCCUCCAUCACCACUUUCAGCCCCCAUUAGUUCGACUUUAGAGCAAAGCUCUAGAAGAGGAUCAAUAUCUUCGUACGAGUCACCACUCAAAUCAUACCACAGAAGAGGAAUUAAGCCUGCCCAUAGGCGCCAUCAUUCUGGAGGAUCUCGGAGUAAUAAAGUUGUUUCAGUUUCUAAUGAAACACCUACAAAGGCGAACCAAAAUUCAGAACAACUAAAUGCAAAUAAUAUCGAUGUCCAUGACUCGAGGAACAAAGAAUUGGGUACGGAAAGUAUUGAAAUUAAUAGUGGGGAGGCAAGCAGACAAAUGGCAAGGAAUAAUCAAAAUCAAAGCGAUGAGCAAAGUGAUGAAAAUAUCGAACAAUUAAGUGAUACUGAUCUACAAAUGGAUUUACAGAUGGAACUACCAACAACAUAUGGCCUUUCAUCAGAUCAAGACACGGAAACGGAUAUGGUUAAUAAUGAAUCAUCCCUAGAGGACUAG